Messenger RNA from Scatophagus argus, 5538 nucleotides. It is a transcript of the gene dab1a, whose product is annotated as DAB adaptor protein 1a. NCBI's taxonomy places the organism in Eukaryota, Metazoa, Chordata, Actinopteri, Scatophagidae. The record is from RefSeq and is a predicted model, not a curated record. Bases 1539 to 3404 code for a protein of 621 amino acids. Gene Ontology annotation, biological process: ventral spinal cord development; lateral motor column neuron migration. The transcript is spliced from 17 exons.
UGUCCUUGUUUGAAUAUGACAGAAGAGGUUUAGUUGGACGACUGCUGAGCGUCUUCCAGGCUUUGCUGAGAUCAGAGGAAUCGUGUCCACGUUGAGGCUCCCAAACCCCUGACAGCAGCUCACAUUCGGACAGGAGGACGAUUUGGGAGGGAGAGAAGGAGGUGCAGGGGCAGAAAAGUGAAAGGAGGGGAUUAAAGGGAAGAAAGCCGGACAAGGCAGAUGCUUAGAGAAGAAUGGAGGAAAGGCAUGAAACGGCCCAGUGCGAUGUGGUUCAGUGAAAUCAGCAUAGCUGAAUCGCAUUCAUACAUUCAAGUUUUCUGUUGUCUGCCUUUAGCUGAUUAAUCACUGAACAACAGUAAGGAAGCAGUUAUUUUCUUUUUUAUUCCUACAUUAUAAUAUUUUUCUUAGUUCUGGAAACUUGGAGUAUGUGUGCUCCCACUCUCGGAAUAAGAAGGCUAGACUCCAUGGUGAGUUUGCCAAGUCUGUGACUCACACACACGCACGAGUACUCACGAUUUAGGCUGCACGACCUAACUGCAGGUGGUUAACCAAUCAAUAGUCUAUGCUGAAUGAGUGGGUGAAGGCUGCGUGCACUGAUGACUGACUGCGUGCGUUCAUGAUUCAUGAAUGUGUGUUUUGUCGGUGUUACUACGAGUGUAUGGAGAAAAGAGAGAGUGUGUGACAAAGGUCAUCUUUUAACAGCCUCUAAACUACAACUAACACUGAUGAGGGUUCCUCCACAACUUUUUACCUCAAAUCUAAACUCACCCAUCAGACCCUCCUCCCCCUCCCUCUCCCUUCCCCCUCCCUUCCUCUCUCCUCUCAUCUCUUCUUGCUCAUUAUAAUUUUGUUAAUAUAAAUUCUCUAAAUCCUCCACCAUCACCCACUGCUUCUCUUCUUCUUCCUCCCCCCCUUCACUCCCACUCCUUGAAAGCUGAAGAAAUCAGGACAGUUCAGCAGUGGAGGGGUUAAGUCGAACCCGGGCCUGUGAUUGGCUGCCGGUCGGCGGUCUGAACCAGCCUACAGAAAGAGGUAACCAGGCAACCUCAGAGAGAGAGAGAGAGAGAGAGGAAAGAAGAGGGGGCAGAGGAGCGAGGAGGGGGAAAAACGCGCUGAAAGAAGCCUGGCAUAGUUUUGUGGGGAUUGUGGAAAAAGAUGUAACGAAGCUUGCAAGCGCUCUCCCCGGGAUGGAAAACUGGAUUACCCUCCCCGCUGAAUCACACUGUGGAUGUCUGAAUAAACCAGGAGGGGAUACACGGGAAUGAAUGGAUUCUAAAGCCUUUUCACAAAAUGGGAACUAACUGUGUUCAUUUUCGCUGUAGUGCAAAGCUCUCUGUGGGUGUGUGUGGGAUGUUGUGUCAGGGCUAAAGCCCAUCCCUCUCCCAUGAUCCUGUGUGCCCACACACACACCUGGCGCCUCCACGCACACACCCGGCGCCCACGCACGCACAGCCGGCACUGACGCUGUGAACUGGACCCUCGGAGCCCAGCGGAUCCCAGCGGAGCCAAGCGGAGUCUAGUCCAGUUGGAACCCGAGGAUGUCAACAGAGACAGAACUACAGCCAGCGGUCAGGCCCAGCAGCGUCAGACGGGACUCCAAGAGAAAAGGGCAGGAUCGCAGCGAGGCGGCUCUCAUCAGGCGUUUUAAGGGCGAUGGCGUCCGCUACAAGGCCAAGCUCAUCGGCCUGGACGAGGUCACUGCCGCCCGUGGAGACAAACUCUGCCAGGACUCAAUGAUGAAGCUCAAGGGUGUAGCUGCAGCAGCACGGUCUAAAGGAGAACACAAGCAGAAGGUGUUUCUGACCAUUUCCUUUGGAGGGAUCAAGAUCUUUGAUGAGAAGUCAGGGGUCCUCCAACACCACCAUGCGGUCCAUGAGAUCUCCUACAUUGCCAAGGACAUCACGGACCACCGAGCCUUUGGUUAUGUCUGCGGGAAGGAAGGGAACCACCGCUUUGUGGCUAUCAAGACUGCCCAGUCGGCUGAGCCUGUGAUCCUGGACCUGCGGGACUUGUUUCAGCUUAUCUAUGAGAUAAAGCAGAGAGAGGAGAUGGAGAAGAAGGCCCAGAAAGACAAGCAGUGUGAACAGGCGGUCUACCAGACGAUACUGGAGGAGGAUCUGGAGGACCCGGUUUACCAGUACAUUGUGUUUGAGGCGGGACACGAGCCCAUCCGUGACCAAUCAGAAGAGAGCAUUUAUCAGGUUCCUACCAGUCAGCAGAAGGAAGGGGUCUAUGACGUCCCAAAGCGACACCCAAACGGACAUCAAAACACCCCGCACCACCAUCAUCAUCAUCAACCUCAUCAUUAUCAUGCUCAGCCCCAACAAGAGCAAACUGAACCACAGCAGCAGCAGCAGCAGCAGCAGGCAGUGGCAGAUCUGAUAGACUUAGACCUGGGAAUGGUCACUCAGAAUAUCAACCAAUUAGAGAUUUUUGGAGACAUGUCCACACCACCUGACAUCACCUCUCCAUCGACCCCCGCCUCUCCAGCCAACACCCUCGACCCCUCGCAGGGCCUGCAGCCUCCCACAGAACUGUUUGCUCCCUUCAAUCCUGCGUCUGUGCCCUCAGGUUAUGUGACAAUGGGAGCAGUAACCCCCGGCCACUGGUCCCAGCAGGCUUUUGCUGCCCAGACGCCACUGGCCUUCGGGGUCCAGUCUCCUCUAGGUCCAGUCGCCCAGGUGCUGCCAGGUGGCCAGCCUCUCAUCUGGGGCCAAGCCAACAUCUUUCCUGCCACCCAGCAGCAGUGGGCAGCCAUGGCAGCCGGAGCCUUCCCCCCCACAGCCUACCUCCCUGCUCAACCUGUGGGCACUCUGCCCACCGCCAUGUUCCAGACUCUCACCCCUGUCACGACUGUGACUCCAGCCGCCGAGAGCCAUUCAGGUGCUGGAGCCAGCGCUUCUGCUCCCUCCCCCUCAGCAUCUUCGAGUCCACAGCACGGGGAGAGAGCGAGGAAGAUGGGCAAGGAAAUGUUUAAGGAUUUUCAGCUGGCGAAGCCUCCAGCCAUGCCAUCGAAAAAGGCUGAGCAGCCCAGCUUAACAGGGACCUCAGAGGCAUUCAGCUCUUACUUCAGCCGCGUGGGCACUGCCCAGGACACGGACGACUGUGAUGACUUUGACAUUUCUCAAAUGAAUCUGACGCCAGUCACCUCUACAACACCAUCGACCAACUCACCACCCACCCCAGCUCCCAGACAAAGCUCUCCCUCCAAGUCCUCAGCCUCCCAUGUCAGUGACCCCCCCACCGACGCCACAGACCCCCCCACAGACGACUCAUUUGGUGAAGCAGAGGGCAGCCCUAGUCGCAGUGGAGAAGAAGAUGCUGCGUGUGGUUCUGGGUCGCCCUGCCCCAGUGAGACAGCAGAGCCCAGCCCAGACCAGACCAGUCCAGAGGCUGGGAGCUAGAUAGCAGCAGGGCAGGAAGGGGAAGGACCCUCUCUACGCCCAGAUCAACAAAGGGAAGAAAUAAAGAGACACACGGGAAGACAGACUUGACCAACGCUGAGAGAACAGGAGGAGAACCCUCACUCUGUGUGACUGUGUGUGUGUGACUGUGUGUGUGUGUGUUUGUCUGGCACAUCUCCCUGCCUGGCCAAGCCCUUCUUCUUCUCCUCUGGCUAACAACCUCCCAGGAGGAGCCUCCACGCUCUCCCAGUCCUCCUCCUCCUCCUUCUCCUCCUCCUCCUCGCUGCAGUCUGCUCUUCCCCUGAAAGGAAAGAGCCCUCUCGGUCACAUCACACCAAGCAGGAGGGAUAUCAAUCACCAAGACGGAUGCAGUUCUUCGUCCACUGCGCCGUCUCCUCCUCUCCUCUCUUCUCCCUGUGGCGACUCACACCCAGCCUUAGAGACAUAUCCUGCUCCUCUUCUCCCUCCUUUCUCCCUCGUUCCCUCCCAUCCUCCUCUCUGUCUUUGUUCCCACGCCCCUCCCUGUGUCUCCUGUGUCUGGCCCAGAGACUGUGCUGCCAAGGAGGGACUGAAUCAAGCAGUGCCUCCCUGUCUUCGACACACACACACACUCAUCUGGAAUAGAACGAUCAUCUUGCGUUUUAACUGACUGAAUCUGCAUCCGUGGCGAGGGGAUCCCACAGGAGGAGCUAGACUCUAACGGGCCUAUUAGGGAUGGCCCGUUACUGAGAUCGUUGCUUCUGAUUGGUUGGUUGGUUGGUUCGGGCGUUAUCUCUCCAUUCUUUGUGAGUGUCUGCUGGAUCACUAUGCAGAAACAGACUCUCUGGGAGCUACUCACACACUGACAACACGCAUAUUGUGCACACAGCAAUCAGCCUACGAAUCUUCACCAUACAUACACACACAACAAACAGAGCCAUUGCUCACAAUCUCUCUCUCUCUCUCACACACACACAUACACACACACACACACACAGUAAUUUGCCAAAUGUCUCUCCUCACAGACAGACUCACACAGAGGCCAGAGGACCAGACAUACUGAGGAAUGGACCCUGAGAGGGAAGAGUUGCAAGUCAAACAGAUUCUGUGAUUGAACUGUUCAUUCUCUAUAGCUUUUGUACAAUACCGAUUAAAAAAAGAACAAAUUGAAAAAUGGAAUUUUUAUUUUAUAAGUCAAUCAAGCCGCUGGGGUCAGCUCUAUAGGAGUUAUAGAGUCAACAUGGCUUUAAGGCAUCUGAUCGUUGGUUUGCCAAACUCAUUUUGUAAAUAAUGAUAACAACAACCAUUUUGUCCACCGGACUUCUGUGCCAUAAAAUAGGAAGGCUUCAGUUAUGCAAACUCUUGACAUUAACCCAAGCAAUACCAACAUAUUUUGUCUUUUCCCAGUUUCCCCACCAUGUUUUGUUUUCCUCAAUUCGCCCCGUGACAUUGUUUUGUUCUUGUGCAUUGAUAUUGCAGGUCCUUGUCUUAACAGCUGCUCACAUAUUUGUCCUUUCAAAUUCCAUCACCUCACACUAUUAUGUCCUCAAAAAAUUUGCUUCUGCAGUUGAUGUUAUCCAAAGCCCAUUUCUGCAUCGCAGUCCUGCGUUUCAGUGCCAUAAAACAAUAUUCCAAGUCUACACUGCAGGCAGCAGACACAGUCUCACUCUCUGUAGCCCAGCCUGCUCCUGUCCUCCAUCCUAGUUUUUAAGGUACAGUGAUGCUCUGCCCAUCUGUCUGUCUGUUGGUCAGGUGCCAAAACUGCUGCUGUCCCAGCUUCUGUGUGUGGACUGCAGCUUCCUCUGCUACAACUACAUCAACUGUGAUGCCAGUGACUACCUAUUUUAUGGCCAGAGUCCCCAUGUCACUUGAGAACUCUUUUGGACUAUGAUGUUGAUUAACUUAAAAAUUUGACAACUAGAAGAUGAGCGAAGAAGCUGAAUAAAAAGGGAAACGUUGCUGUUUGAGUACAUAACAUUUCUAGACCUAUUUUAACUUUACCUCAGCUAACAGUUUCUUAAUGUAAAUUGACACAUUAUUUUUAUCUUAAUGAAUAUGACAUUCUACAGUGGGUUUUUAGAUGAUUUUUUGGUUCUCUCUUAAUUUACGUAUUCCACCAUGUAUUACUGUUACAAAUAAACACAUCCCAAAUGAC